Messenger RNA from Ceratosolen solmsi marchali, 3945 nucleotides. It is a transcript of the gene stc, whose product is annotated as nuclear transcription factor, X-box binding stc. Bases 200 to 3817 code for a protein of 1205 amino acids. The record is from RefSeq and is a predicted model, not a curated record. Gene Ontology annotation, biological process: negative regulation of transcription by RNA polymerase II. NCBI's taxonomy places the organism in Eukaryota, Metazoa, Arthropoda, Insecta, Hymenoptera, Agaonidae. Gene Ontology annotation, molecular function: RNA polymerase II transcription regulatory region sequence-specific DNA binding; DNA-binding transcription factor activity, RNA polymerase II-specific; zinc ion binding. The transcript has 12 exons. Gene Ontology annotation, cellular component: nucleus.
AUCAAUAAUAGUAAAGCACAAAAGAACCAUGCUUUUCUGAUUAUUAAUAUAAAUUUAUAUUUAGUCAUUAUAGUACAUAAAUUUAAGUUUCAGUGGCAAUUGUUUGAAGGAUAUAUUAGGUUAUAAAAUAAAUGCUAAAAAUACACAUGUGCAUUAGUACAUAAGAUAUAAAGUACUUUAACCAAGUUUUCAUUUUUAAAUGGCCACCUGGGAUGGCUCAUAUUCAGAACCAGAUGGACCAAAUUAUUAUGUCAAUUCUAAUAAAAAUCAAAUACCAGUAAAUGUUCCAACAUGGGACUAUCUCUCUAAUAUUAACAACACUUGUGCACAAGAUAAAACUAUCCCAUAUGUAUUAAAUACUUCUAUGGUUUUUGAAUCAAAUAUACCUAGUUUUUAUAAUAGUGUUAACAGAAAUAAUAUUCCUUUUUUAAGUUCAAAUAUAAAACCAGAAAAUUUAGAAACACGUAAUGAAAUACAAACUUGUGAUAACAAAGUCCAUGUAGAAUCAUCAGAAACACAUUUUAAAAAUAAUAACGAUCAGCUUCCAAAUUUCUAUGAAAAUAAUAAGUCAGUAGAUCAACAAUUAUAUUAUUACAAUAAAAGCAAAUUCUAUAAUAGUAGAAAUAAAUAUGUAAAUAGAGAUUAUAAAGUAACUGAUAUUGUACAGCAUUCAAAUUUACAUGCUACUGCUAAUGAAUUUUUACCAAAUUAUAAUAAAAAAAAUAAAGAAUCCAAUACAAAUUCAAGCAAAAAUGAAACAAUACAAACAAGCACAUUAAAUCAAACUAAAAAUGUAGAUCAAUCAUUUAAUAUAUUUUUUGAAAAUAAUAGAGAAAGAUAUAAUGAUAAAAAAUUUGAUAAAGGUGAUGCUAAUAAAAUGUGGAGGGAUAAACAAAAUAAUCAGAAUUAUAAAUAUAAUAAAAAACACAAUAUUAAAAAGUAUCAAAAUGAUAAAUGCACUCAUAGAAAAUUUUAUGAUAAAACACGAAAUAAUCAAUAUAGAAAUAAUAAUGAAACUACUACUUUUGAAACCAAUGCAAAUAGUGAAGAAGAUAAAUUACUAAAAGAAUUUCAAGAUAAAUAUAUUGGUAGUAAUAUAUAUAUUUUACCUUUUGAAGCGGAUAAUUUACAAUACACAAAAAAUUCAAAAAUAUUUUCAAAUAAUGGUGGUAGAUAUGAUAAAAAAAUACGAUAUAAUUCUAAAAACUCUAGAAAUUUUAGAGAUACAAGAGAUUCUAUUGAUUUAAAUCAUAUGUAUUCCAGAGACAGAAAAAAUAAUUACUUAAAAUUUAGUGGAUGCAAUCAAAAUAAUUAUAAGAAAGAUAAAUAUGAAAGAAGAGAAACUAAAAAUUUAUUUGGAGAGAAUCGAAAUACAGAAGUAACUGAUUGGAGGCAAAAAGCAAAUAAUGUAGAAAAUAAAAGUGCUUCAUUGAAACAUAUUUAUUAUAAAAAAUAUGAAUUAGAUGAUGCAAGUCAAAGAGAAAGAUUGACAGAGCAAUUAAAUCGUGGUCAAUUAGAGUGUUUGGUUUGCUGUGAUUUUAUUCGACAAAUUGAUUAUGUGUGGUCGUGUAAAAAUUGUUAUCAUGUUUUGCACUUGAAAUGUUUACAAAAGUGGGCCUUAUCAUCACAAGAUGAAAGUGGUUGGCGAUGCCCAGCUUGCCAAAAGGUAACUUUAGGUGUACCAUCUUACUAUGAAUGCUUCUGUGGCAAAAUUCAGAUGCCAAAUUGGAAUCGACACGAUACUGCACAUUCUUGCGGUGAAAUGUGCGGUCGCAUACAUUCUGAUUUAAAUUGUGUUCAUAAAUGCACACUGCUCUGUCAUCCAGGAGCAUGUCCGCCCUGCUCAGCUAUGGUCACUAAAUCAUGUGGCUGUGGUAAGAUGUCUCAAAUCCAGAAGUGCAGUACUGGACUGUUACUUAAAUGUAAUGAUACUUGCGAUAAGCCUCUCAACUGUGGUAUACAUAAAUGUGAAAACAAGUGUCACCAUGGCAAUUGCGAACCCUGUGACAAAAUUAUCAAGCAAGAAUGCUUUUGUUUAAAAUGCAGUCGGGAAGAAAAAUGUGUUUUGAAUUUACCUUCAACAUAUUCAUGUCAAAACAUUUGUAACAAGAUAUUAGAUUGUAAUAAUCAUAAUUGUAAAGAAUUUUGUCACCCAGGUGAAUGUAGAUCAUGUGUUUUAAAGCCUGAAGCAAUUACAAAUUGUUGCUGUGGUGAAACUAUUUUAACUAUUAAAAGAGCAAACUGUUUAGAACCAAUUCCAACAUGUGAUAAAAUCUGUGGAAAACAAUUAAAAUGUGGUCAACCAAGUAAGGCUCAUACCUGCCAAUCAAACUGCCACCAAGGGGAAUGCCCUGAGUGUGAGUUAUUUACAAAAGUAAAAUGUCGAUGUGGUUACAUGGAUAAAGAAAUUCCUUGCAAAGAAUUAAUAACAAAGGCGGAUGAUGCUCGUUGCAAAAAAAAAUGUACAAAAAAGCGUUCCUGUGGUAAACACAAGUGUAAUCAAAUGUGUUGCAUUGAUAUUGAACAUAUAUGUCCUCUAUCUUGUUUGAAAUAUUUGAGCUGUGGUAGACACAAAUGUGAACAAACGUGUCAUGGAGGUAGAUGUCUGACUUGUUGGCGUGUUAGUUUCGAUGAACUCUACUGUGAGUGUGGUACAGCAGUAAUUUACCCUCCAGUAGCAUGUGGCACGCGUCGACCUGCUUGCAACAAACCCUGUUCCCGAAGUCAUUCUUGUGAUCAUGAAGUUCUUCAUAACUGCCACAGCGAUUUGAACUGUCCUCCCUGCACUGUUCUUACUCAGAAAUGGUGUUAUGGCCAACAUGAGCUGCGCAAAGCUGUGCCUUGUUAUGUUAACGAAGUUUCUUGUGGAUUACCAUGUGGCAAAUCUAUUUCCUGUGGUAAACAUAAAUGUAUUCAGAUCUGUCAUCCAGGCAUCUGUGAGAAACUUGGAUAUACAUGCAUACAACCAUGUAUGAACCCACGUGAGAUAUGCAAUCACAUAUGCGCAGCACCUUGUCAUAAGGGAAAAUGUCCUGAUGUACCAUGUAAGGAAACGGUCAAGGUUACUUGCCAAUGUGGAAACCGAACUAUGUCUCGUUUAUGUGCAGAAAAUGCCAAAGAUUAUCAACGGAUAGCUAGCAAAAUUCUAGCCAGUAAAAUGGCAGAUAUGCAGUUAGGGCAUUCAAUUGAUCUUGAAGAAGUAUUUGGUCAAGGAUUAAAGAAGCAGAACCAAUUGAAAACCCUUGAGUGUAAUGAUGAAUGUAAAAUAAUUGAGAGAAAUCGACGUUUGACCCUUGGACUACAAAUUGAAAAUCCUGAUCUGUGUGGCAAGUUAAUGCCUAGAUAUAGCGAGCACAUGAGACAAUGGGCUAAAAGGGAUUCUGUCUUCUGUCAAAUGGUGCAUGAUAAACUUACUGAGCUUGUACAGCUAGCUAAAGCAUCUAAGCAAAAAUCUCGCAGUUAUUCUUUUGAAAGUAUGAACAGAGAUAAAAGACACUUUGUGCAUGAGUUAUGUGCACAUUUUGGGUGCGAGAGCCAGGCCUAUGAUCAGGAACCAAAACGUAACAUUGUUGCAACAGCUGUAAAAGAUAAGUGUUGGUUACCAAGUUAUAGCUUGAUGGAAUUAUUACAAAGAGAAAAUGGACAACGAAAAGUACCAGGACCAAUGUUGAAUAAAUCGAAAAUUAAUAUUAUUGAUAGGAGCAAUAAUAUUUUGCAACUAAACUCAAAGAAGAGUUUAAAGUCUUUGUCUAUAAUAUCAGUUUCACCAUCAAUGUCUCCAGAACCUGAAAUAGAUUACUUUAAUUAUAAGGGGUGAAGAGAUUUAUAUUUCCUUUUUGGCUUAUUUUAAAUUAAAAUAUAAUCAUUGAAUGAAUUCAAUAGAUACAAUAAUGUUAAGUAUUUUUUAUUUGUAUUUGAAACAGCUACAUAAUUUAAUUUUUUAAA